AUGAGCAGCAAGAGCAACAACGACAGGUCCAACGCCUUCAACCCUCAGUCAAGUGCCUACAAUCCUACAAGCGAAACGUCAGGUCAGGCCAUGGCAAGUCGCUCUCAGGGCUCCAUGGAUGCUCGUGCAGCAUCCUUCAACCCGCAGCAUCCCGCUUACAACUCCAACACUUCAUCAAAGGGUGGUGGCCACAAGUGA
Molecule: messenger RNA, 198 nt
Organism: Acanthamoeba castellanii str. Neff
Lineage: Eukaryota; Discosea; Longamoebia; Acanthamoebidae
Exons: 2
Coding region: 1-198 (65 amino acids)
Source: RefSeq, a predicted model, not a curated record